CUUCGCGCCAUCACAGAACCCGGUAGGUUUAGGUUUACCCUGUCAAGGGGGAACGUUACCGUUAGUUGUAUUGAAGAUAAGAGUAUGAAAUCUGUCGUGUAAAGGUUACGUUUUCCCCUCUACUUAUUUACAGCUACAGAGUGUACAUCAGGUAAGGAUGCCAAGCAAAUUUCAGAGUGGGGACACUGUGAUGGGUCGUUGGCCUGGCAGUAGUCUUUACUAUGAGGUGAAGGUACUGAGCCAUGACGACGAUGGUCAGCUGUACACAGUCAUCUACAAAGAUGGCACAGAGUUGGAGCUGAAGGAGAGUGAUAUCAAGAGCUACACCUCGUUCCGGCAGCAAUCUGGACGUUCUCGUUCUCGCUCUCGCUCUCCAGGACGGCGUCGUAGCCGCUCUCGCUCACCAGCCAGAACUUCGCGCCAAUCCUCAUCUCGUACCUCUUCACGCACCAGUGAGGGGAAAAAAGACAAACUGAAGGAGGUGUUGGAAGUCCGACUCACACCUGUGGUGCCUCCAACUGAAAAUAAUAGCAACAACAAGUAUGAAAAAGAGGAUACCAAUGAGCCAAAUGUAGAGACUGAGCAGCGGCGCAGUGGGCGUUACAAUCUGCGUCGUCGUAAGGAUGGUGACCCCAAGCAGGCUGAGGAGGUGAAGAAGGUGGACGAAGGCUCUACAACAUUGCCAUCUGCAUCAUUGAAAACUGAGGAGCUGGAGUUUGGUGGCAGGAUUGGCACAUUUGGCAUGCUACUGUUCCUGCCGUCUGUAGUGCUACUUCUCCUUCUUCAAGUUUCCCUUAAAGAUACCAGUCUACUGACGCUGCCUGCCAGCUUUCCCUCUGCUGAGGUUCUGUGGGACUGGCAAGUGUUUGGCCUGGUCAUCCUCUGGCUGUUUUUUCAAGCUUUGCUGUAUAUGCUGCCAUUGGGGAAGGUUGUGGAUGGAAUGCCUUUGAAGACUGGGAAGAAACUGAAUUAUAGGGUUAAUGGCCUCUAUGCACUGCUCAUCACUGGUGUGUCUGUUGGCAUUGCUGUGCAACAGGAGGUGGACCUCACUUACAUUCAUACUCAUUUUCUCCAGUUCUAUUCAUCAGCAUUGAUGAUGUCUGUUCUUCUGAGUAUUUAUCUUUACACUCGCUCACGCCAUCUCUCUGAGGAAGAGCGGGCUUCUAGUGGGAACUCUGGAUAUUUGUUUCACGACUUCUUCAUGGGCCGGGAGCUGAACCCACGAAUCAGGAGCUUCGAUGUGAAAUUCUUCUGUGAAAUGCGUCCAGGUUUAAUUGGCUGGGAAAAGAUUCUUACGACUAUGGAUAUAGUUCAUGAUGGCUUUGGAUUCAUGUUGGCCUUUGGAGACCUGGUAUGGGUCCCUUUCACUUUUACCUGCCAAGCACACUACUUGGUAAAUCACCCAAGUGAGCUAUCUCAGUUAUUCAUUGCAGUAAUCAUCACCAUCAAAGGCAUUGGAUAUUACAUAUUUCGCAAGGCAAACUCUCAGAAAAAUAACUUCAGAAGAAACCCGUCUGAUCCAUCACAUUCCCACCUAAAGACCAUCUCUACUGCCACUGGAAAGAGUCUCAUUGUGUCUGGAUUGUGGGGCUUUGUCCGCCACCCAAAUUACUUGGGUGACUUACUCAUGGGCCUUGCUUGGUCUCUCCCAUGUGGUUUCACGCAUGCUCUGCCAUACUUUUAUCUGGUUUACUUGCUCCUCCUGCUUAUACACCGCAACUCCAGAGAUGAAGUUCAGUGCAGGAAAAAGUAUGGCUCUGCGUGGGAUGAAUACUGCAAAGCAGUACCUUACCGCAUCUUCCCCUGGAUCUACUGAAACUCGCCGUCUCACUUGGUCAUUGGUUUAGAAACAAACAAAAAUGUACUUGUUGAGACAGUUUUAAAGGGCUCAAAUCAUUCUGUUAAUAUUUAAAAUGAGUACAACUAAGGUUGCAGUUUGAAUGCUUUGAGUAAACUGGAUUUUGAAACCUUUUGUUCAAUUAGAUGAACAUCAAACAAUUUGUGGUGUAAAUUCUUGUACAGAAAGAUCUUUUUCAAGUUGCAUGAAUAGCCAAGAACAUUGCUUGUCUUAAGUAGCGUGUUUAUUUUUGUUACCUAAAGUAUUAAAGAAUCAAUUUUGAAUGGUAUAUUUUGGUAUUAAUGUGUAUUGUGGACAGAGCAAUAUUAAUGCUUAUAUAGGCUUUAUGCUCAUAUAUAGCAGAUAUUCCCUCUCAGGACUUGAACAAUUUAAGGAAAAAGUAUUAGGGAUAUCAAAUGCUUGUGUAUAUUAUCUUAAUAGGUUUCAUGUGUUGAAUUGUAGUAUUUUUAUCCAAAUUUGGUAUUCUCUGAUUCCUCCCCCAUAUUUCAGUGUAAUUAGCUUGAAGUUGAAUGUUUUAUUUUUUUGUAUCACUGAAUGAAUGUAAAUAGAUAAUCAUGUUUUGAUAGAUUUUUUAUAUAAUGUUUUAGACUAAAAAUGGCUUUUAAUGUUUCAUUAGUUUUAUACAGAAUAGAAAUUUUACAGACAAUUACAUUUUGAUGCCAGUGAUUAUUUUAUUUUGGUAUUUAUUUGUUUUUUGGUCUCUCAGAUGUGGUGCUUUGACUCCCAGUCACCGUUUUUACAUCUGAAUAAUAAAUAUAAAUGAGAAUUGU
Molecule: messenger RNA, 2628 nt
Organism: Sardina pilchardus (European sardine)
Lineage: Eukaryota; Metazoa; Chordata; Actinopteri; Clupeiformes; Clupeidae
Gene: lbr
Product: lamin B receptor
Biological process (GO): cholesterol biosynthetic process
Cellular component (GO): nuclear inner membrane
Molecular function (GO): Delta14-sterol reductase activity
Source: RefSeq, a predicted model, not a curated record